CAAGGCUGCAUUGCAUGCCCCCUCUGCUCACCGCAUUUACAGUCGGGUUCAAUAUAUUGGGGCGUGAGGUCCUUGCCCCCAUCGCAUUGGAAGCAUCUCUCGUGCUGGUGCUUGCAACUACAAUUGAGAAACUCAGGCAUCCUUAUAGCAGCCUUGAUAUACUACGGGACAACGAGACACAAUCAACAUGGCUCCAGUUGCUGCCGUGCUUUGCGGGAAACAGCCCCAUUUGACCGAGUUCAUGAUCAAGAAUCUGCUUCCCAAGAUCGAGGUCGUCCAUGUCUGCAACAACGCCGACGCUGCAGUCUCUGAGAUCCCGGCCCUGAUGAAAGGCGACACGACCGCUCCCUCGUCGGGUCUGGGGACCAACACGGGGGGAUCCGGCCGGUCUGAUAUCUCCCUCAUCAUCGUCGGCGGGGGCUUCUCGCCACAAGACGUCCAAGCCAUCAAGUCCGCUGCCGACAGCGUGAAGCCCGUGGCAUUCUUCUGUGCGGACACCAGCAAGACCCCGGCGGGCGCGGGGCCUCCGCCCCCGGAAAUGAUCAAGAAACGGAUGAUGGCCGGGAUGGAGAAGGAGGAGAAAGGCGAGGGAGAGUGGGCGCCGGGCAUGUACAUGUACUGACAACCGUUGUCGCUGAGAACCUCUAAAACGGCUGAAGGACUUUGGGGCCCGUCCGAUCUCAAAGAUAGAGGGGCGUGAGUCCGAUUGCCGAUGACCAUGACCGGGACUCGGCUGGUGUUUGGUAGGGGUUGCUAAACAUGGCCAUAUCUCCCAAAGAUGCCCGUCGUUCGUUCACCGCUUCCACACUUCUGCUAAGCUUUAACAUUCAGCCUUUCGAUUGGAGAU
This is a messenger RNA of Cladophialophora immunda, 847 nucleotides long. RefSeq lists its product as uncharacterized. NCBI's taxonomy places the organism in Eukaryota, Fungi, Ascomycota, Eurotiomycetes, Chaetothyriales, Herpotrichiellaceae. The record is from RefSeq and is a predicted model, not a curated record. The transcript has 3 exons. Bases 188 to 622 code for a protein of 144 amino acids.